This is a messenger RNA of Aplosporella prunicola CBS 121167, 1299 nucleotides long. RefSeq lists its product as uncharacterized. Gene Ontology annotation, biological process: regulation of ARF protein signal transduction; regulation of endocytosis. Lineage: Eukaryota; Fungi; Ascomycota; Dothideomycetes; Botryosphaeriales; Aplosporellaceae. The record is from RefSeq and is a predicted model, not a curated record. The transcript has 4 exons. Bases 1 to 1299 code for a protein of 432 amino acids. Gene Ontology annotation, molecular function: GTPase activator activity. Gene Ontology annotation, cellular component: Golgi membrane.
AUGAGCAAGAUGUGGGAGGUCGAUCCCGAGACCAGGAGCAAGCUCCUGGAGAUCCAGAAGGAAAACGGCAACAACUCGUGCGUCGACUGCAACGCGCCGAGCCCCCAAUGGGCCUCGCCCAAGUUCGGCAUCUUCAUGUGCCUGAACUGCUCGGGCAUCCACCGCGGCCUGGGCGUGCAUAUUUCGUUCAUCCGCAGCAUCACCAUGGACGCGUUCAAGGGCGCGGAGCUCACGCGGAUGAAGAACGGGGGCAACAAGCCGUGGCAAGACUUUUUCAACGCGCACAGCAGCAACCAGCUGGAAGGGCGCACGUUUGACGACUGCACCAUCAACGAGCGCUACGACAGCGAGGCGGGCGACGAGUGGAAGGAGCGGCUGACGGCCAAGGUCGAGGGCAAGGAAUACGUGCCGGGCCCGAAGACGGAGCGGCGCGCGGCGCCGGCGAAGAAGGAGCCCGCGCUGGGCGGGACGCGCAUGCCGGGCAGUGGGCCGAGCAGCCGCGCGCAGACGCCGCUGUCGCCCGACCGCUUCGAGAGCGUGCCCGGCCGCGCCGCGUCGCCCAGCUUGGGCACUGCCUCGCUCACCAAAAAGGCCCAGAACGAGGCCUACUUUGCGCGCAUGGGCGCCGAGAACGCCAACCGCUCCGCCGACCUGCCCCCAAACCAGGGCGGCAAGUACGCCGGCUUCGGCAGCGACCCUACCCCCGCUGCUGGCAGCUCGGCCGCUGGCCCUGGCAUCCCUGGCAUCGACGACUUCCAGAAAGACCCCGUUGCCGCGCUGACGCGUGGCUUUGGCUGGUUCAGCACCACGGUGCAGAAGACGGCCAAGACGGGGUAUGACGGCUGGGUGAAGCCGGGCAUGGAGAAGAUCGCAGAAGCAGACCUAGCAACGCAAGCGCGCAUGACAGCGCUCAACCUCGGGCAACAAGUGCAGACGAACUCGCGCUCCGCGGCCGACGCCUUCAACCGCUUCGUCGAAGGAAACGACACGCUAGCGCCCCAAAACGGCAACGGCAACGGCAACGGCAGUGGCGGCAGCGUGCGGGGUGGAAGCGGCGCGGGGGGCCCGGCGCCCGAGCGCCGCGACUUCUGGGAGUCGUUUGGCGCGGCGCCCAAGGGGCCCAGUGCCGAGAAGAAGAGCUUCUGGGAUGAGUUUGCAGCGGUGGGCGAGGAGAGGGCCGCGGCUGCGAAGCCCAGGACUAGUACGUCGAGUGUGGGGACGGCGGCGAUGAAGAAGGGCGGUGGCAGUGGGGACGGGAGCGCGGCUAAGAAGGAUGAUGAUGGGUGGGGGGAUUGGUGA